Pseudozyma hubeiensis SY62 is the source of this 5016-nucleotide messenger RNA. RefSeq lists its product as hypothetical. Bases 1 to 5016 code for a protein of 1671 amino acids. The record is from RefSeq and is a predicted model, not a curated record. NCBI's taxonomy places the organism in Eukaryota, Fungi, Basidiomycota, Ustilaginomycetes, Ustilaginales, Ustilaginaceae. Gene Ontology annotation, biological process: TORC2 signaling. Gene Ontology annotation, cellular component: TORC2 complex. The transcript has a single exon.
AUGGACGCGCUCAGCCCGCAGCAGGAGGUGCAACGCCUGCAGAACCAGAUCGAUGUCGAGAUCAAGAUCAAAGACGGCGCAGAGAAUCUGCUCAGCGUGUUUGACCUCAAGCUCGCCUCCAACACAAAGCAAGACCUCCGCAAGCAGAUCGAGGCCGAGCUCGAGUCGGCCAAUCACAGGAUUGCAUCGCUCGCCGCAGAGCUCGAACGAUGGAGCAACGUACAAGCCACCACAUCGCCCCCAUCGUGGGCCUCCAACGCUUCCGUCUCGGACUCGGAGUCCUCCUGGAACAUACCAACUUCCACCGUCUCGCGCUUCGAACAGUCUGCGCUCGACUUUGAAGGUCGUCCGCUCUUCGAUACCGCGCAAGCCGGGCCGAGUCGACAGCCUGCGCGGAACACCAACUACGACAUCACCCCCGCCCAGUUCGACCCCAACAAUGGAUCGCCGCCAUCUACCAACUUCGUUAAUGAGCUCAACUCUGGGAUGCCCCACGUCUCCGUCGCGGCCCCUUUUGGUGGUCUGGGCAUCGGUAUCGACGGACACGCUCCACUCAACUUUACCGGCUUGCAGCCUCAACGACAGCAAUCGGUCACCGAGUCUCUACACUCACCUCGUCCACCAGCUUUGCUAUUUGAUCGUCCUGACGACGCUGCCUCUGUCUCAGCUGCUCAGAAUCUUACUUCCGGGCAAGAGGCUUACCCUGAAGACAGAGAGGCCGAAGAUGCCCGCGCGUCACGGUCUCUCGCCAUCAUGCUGAUCCGCUCCCUAAGGCCUUCCUCCCCCGCACCUCCACCUGCAAACCUGCCAACUCUCUCGGAGAGCGGCGACACUUCCUCGCCAUCCACACAAGAAGCCACUCCUACCACAGUGACAAGCCCAGACUCGCCCUUCAACCCGAACCUCGCGCUUCCUCGCAUGGCUCGCAGGACAGCCGCGCGUUCAAGGGCAGCUGCAAUCGCUUCAGGCGCCGCCUCGCAUGCGCGAACGCCCAGCAACGCCGCAGGGUUAGGUGAUCAAGCAAAGCAUCAGAUCGAUCAGAUCAGCCGCCUCGUCGACAUCCUCAAACGACACGCGCGUGUACGUUACGAACUGCCUCUCGACGACCUAGUGGAUGCCGCUAUGCCAAAUCUCUGUGACCGAUCGGGCAAGGAGAUGCGUGCCGCCACCUAUCGACUGCUCCGCCAUGCUCUCGUCCAGCCACUCUCUCCAUUGGUAUCCCGCUGCCGACAAAAAGGUCUCGACAUCUACCUCUCGCGUACCCUCAUCCGCGACAAUCGGUUCGAAGUCGAAAAGAUCCAGGCCAUCAAGCUCAUUCGGGCCAUCAUGGAACUAGCAGCACUGCGCUCCAUCAGCACCGCUCCCGAUCGCCUCGGCCUUGACUUGCGGGAUCUCGUGUCUCCCGGUGUCGUCCGCGCCCUCGCAGCUGUCGCCGAACAUUCAGAGGACAAGUUGCGUCACAUCUGCCUUGAAACGCUUGCAGAGCUCGCCGUCUUCGACCUUCGUCUGCUUAUCAGAGCCGGAGGUCUCCGCACCACUCUGCAGGCGCUUACCGAAGGCGCCUCCGAGUUCUCGCCCACUCUUGUCCAAGUCUUCAUCUACCUCAUCGACACACCAGGGACGCGCCAACAUCUGCGUCCCGGUGUCGAUCUUGAGAUCGCUCUGUCCGGCUUCACCGAGACGCCAGUCCAGAAACCCAUCACGUACCAUGCGCUGCUCCAAUCCACCGCCUCGGUCGUCACGGUCCUUCUCCGAUCCUGGGCGGGUCUCAUCUACCUUUGCAUGAACGACAAGCGCGCCAUCAAGUCGCUCGUCCAAGCGCUGCGUGUCAACACCCUCGAGGUCAAGAGCGUCCUACUCGACAUGCUAUACGACCUCUUCAACGUUCGUGGUGCCACAGGACGGGUGGAUCCCGCCAGCAAGCGCGAGAGCAGCCAUCGGAAUUCGUCGUCGUCCCCGAGGUUGGAUGCGGAUGCUGCAGGCGCCGUUAAAGGCAUCGCGCCCUUGGGUGAAUUUGGCGAUCAACCACGCAGCAGGCUCAACCUCGUCGAUCACUACCUCGCGCUGCUCCUUGUCGUAUUCUUCGAGUCAGGCCUGGUGGACGCGCUCAUCGACGUCAUCGAGCACGCACCCACUAUGGCGAGAAAGGCGACCAUGCUCAUGGGAGAGCUCCUCCAAGUUUCGAAACGCGUCCAUCCACCCUCCAUGGGUGGUAGCAUCCAUUCGCUGCCGCGUCUUUUCUCACUCGCUGCCAGCUUCAAGCUCGAGAAGAGCGACGAACGACAGGCGGCUGCCAGCGCGCUCGCCUCGAUCGAUAGCGCCAAUCGUCAUCGUGCCCACCACGAAGCAAUGAUCAGCGCUGCUGCUCUCAGCGGCGCCAUGCAGAGUGCAGGCCGCGACCGCUCCAACUCGGUCGAAGAGUCGAUGCGCAGAGGUCAGCGGCAGGUGGAAAAGACAAAGAUGCGCAUGGGUAUGCAGAUCGACGACAUUCAAUUCCGCAACAUGAUGGUCGACACCCAGAUCCUCGUCACCAAGGAUCACACAAAAUGGAAUCUCGAAACGCUCAGCGAGAUGCUGGAAGGUCCCUUGCUCAAUGCGAAACGGCUCGACGACGUCGUCAAGGGUACCAAGCUGCUCAAACGAGUCCUCGCCUUCUACCAUCCAUUCGCGCUGCGCUUCGCAAGCAUACGCAAGCUCAACGCCAAUCGUCGUUUCGUUCGGCUCGGUUGCCUGCUACUCACCACGCUCGCCGCCACACCCGAAGGUGCACGUGCCCUCAAUGAGGACCGGUUGCUGCGUGAAAUCCGCGAGUGCCUCGAUCAGCUAGAUCCGCUUUCGGGCCUCUCCACCUCGGAUCCGCUGCUCUCGCGCAAGCGUAUGGACGAGACGCUCACCUCGGGCUAUUUCGAGAUGAUUGGCGCCCUCACUCAAACGGCCGAAGGCAUCCGCUUGCUUGAACGCUUUAAAAUCUUCACUCCUUUGUACCAUCUGAGCGCGCUGCGAAGCAGGGACGACAUCGUCAAGGCAGUCAUCGAAAACGUCGACUACAGCAUCGACGGACACUCGCGGAUCAUUCUCGCCAAGGCGCUGACCUCAAGCUAUCGCGACGUGCGUCUCUUUGCCACGCGACAUUUGGCUGAGCUGAUCCGACACCAGACAUCGCCGGCCAAUGCGAAGAACGGCUCGGACGUGCAGAGCGACUGGACCCUCGCACUCUUGCUGACGCAGCUCUACGAUCCCUCGGUCGACGUGCGUCAACUGGCCACGAAAGUCGUUGAGGAGGCUUGUGCCUCGAGCCACAUUCUCGAGAAAGUCGUAUCGAUGCGACCCACGCUCGAUCACCUCGGCGAGCUUGGCCAUCCGCUGUUGCUCAAAUUUCUCUCGACAUCGGUCGGCAUCCAAUACCUCUGGCAGGGCGAGUACAUUGACCGCGAGAUGGACGAAUGGUUCAACGAACGCAAUCAGCGCUACGUGGUCGAGGUGGAGGUGAUGCUCGCCGACUUUUUCAGCAUCUACCGCAAAUCACCCGGCGGCGGUGGUGGUGCUGCUGCACGUUCCGCAUCUGACCAGGCUUCACCUUUUGCGCCGCCGCAGACACCGGCUCCUGCAGACUCUGCAAAGGACGGCGUGGUUCCACCGCACUUCUACGGUGAGCUGGCAAAGACGCCUGAAGGCUGUCGAAUCCUGCAGCAAAAGGGCCAUUUUGCCGAGUUUGCCCACUUCAUCCGUCAGCAUGGAAGCGAAGCGUCCGACAGCGAGGUGAUCAACAAGCUCAAGAGCGUGUUGUGGGCGGUGGGGAACAUCGGCGCCAACGAGCUCGGAUUGCCCUUCCUAGAGGGCGAGGAUCUGGUCAGUCAGAUUGUCGAGAUUGCCGAGGGCUCCAGAGUGUUGUCGGUUCGAGGGACGUGCUUCUUCGUGCUGGGCCUCAUCGCAUCCACCAGCUCGGGAGCCGAGGCGCUGCAGGAUUACGGAUGGCAGUCAGUGUGCACGCCUCUGGGCGCACCGAUGGGGCUGUGCAUUCCGGACGAUGUCAAUCGUCUCGUCUCGAUUCCUCGUUGGGAGGUGGACAAGGUGCCAGACUUGAGCUACCUGGAUCUGUCGGAGCCCGAGUCUCUGGUGGUGAACAAGAUCAUCACGUCGAUCGCCAAUCUGGGCAACUCGAUCCUGGCAGCCAAUGCAUCGCGGUCGUUGAGUAAGCUCAAGGCCAAGCAUAAAGCGAUGUUCAAGGACCUUUCGGUGCUGGCGAGAGCGGUGGAGUUGAUGGACCACUUCCACUUUCGCGUCCCGGUAAGGCGAUACAUCUGGGAGUUGUUCGAUGUGAGCUUGGACGAAGAUGUGGUGCAGGGGAUCCGCGUGAGCAGACAGAGUUUGGUCGAUGCCAAGCGUGUGCGAGCUGCGCAGCCUGCUCAUUUGCUGUCGGGGCAUGCAUUGCAGCACGGGGGCGGCUCUCCGUCUUUGCAGAGCAGCCGAUCGGGGCAAGGAUCACAAAAGGCAGCGCAGAAUGGCGGCGUGAGGAGCAACGCCGUGAGACCGGGAUUCAGCCGCAACGACCACGACAAGAAGCCAGCGCAGGGUGGGCUGAGCGCACUGGCAGGCGAGGAUUCGUCUUCGCAGACCGACUCGGAUCACGAUUCUGCAUCGUCUCGGCCGCACUUGACGGAAACGGGCACAAUGAACGGCAGGGCGAGAUACGGAGACGAGGAAGAGAGUGAUGACGAGGAAGAUGAGGAGGAUGAGGACGGGGAUGCGGACGACGUGGGUCUGUCGAGCAAUGUGUCGUCGGAUGACGAGGCAAGCGACACUUCGCACGAUGAAUCGAAGCAGAUGCUGCAGCCAGGAUACAUGAUGGCUAGACUCACGCGCAGACGGUCGUCGACUGGAGGCGGGAGGAAAGCGAGCAUGCGAUCGUCAACGCUCAAAGGACACUGGAAGGCAAGAGAUGAGCAUACGCAAGCGGAAAGGGUGGUGGCUGCUCCGGCCAAGAAAGUGGUUGGGUUUGGGAUGGAAGAGCUAUGA